AUGUCAUCCAGUCGUCCUGAGCUGAAGUUUUCAGAUGUGUCAGAGGAAAGAGGAUUUUACAAAAGGUUUGCCAGCUUGCCAGAAAAGCCCUCCCAAACCAUAAGAAUCGUCGACAAAGGUGAAUACUACACGGUGGUCGGGAAUGACGCUCUUUUUGUGGCAGAGAAUGUUUACCACACGAACUCUGUGCUGAAGGAAUGUAGGAUCGAUCCCGGUACUGCCAAAACAAUCCACGAGCCUCUCAAAUAUGUUACGAUCUCUUCACAGGUUCUCUCUGGUCUUCUCAAACUCUGCCUCUUGGAGCAAGGCAUAAAAGUGGAGAUAUAUGACAAAUCCUGGAAACUACUCAGAAGUGGAUCUCCAGGUAACAUUGAACAAGUGGACGAUCUAAUGAAUAUCUCGUUCGACUCUGCAAUCGUUCUUACCAGUAUCAAGAUUCACCCCAACGCGCAGGAGGGCAACUGCGUUCUGGGCGUGUCUUUCAUAGACAGCGGGUCUUACAAGCUAGGAAUGCUAGACAUUGUUGAUAAUGAGGUCUUCUCGAAUUUAGAAAGUUUCCUUAUCCAAAUGGGCGUUAAAGAGUGCCUUCUUCCUGACCAGAGAUGCAACGAAACUAUGUCGAACGAAUUGAAGAAGAUGGUGGGUGUCCUGGACCGUUGCGGCUGCGUCUCCACUUUUGUUAAAAGCUCCGAAUUUUCGCAUAAAGACGUGGAACAGGACCUCGUCAAACUUGUCGGGGACGAACUUUCCAUGUCGCUAAUGAAAUUCUCCAAUCUGGCCCUGGGAGCUUGUAAUGCAUUACUGAGCUACUUGCAAAUUAUGAAUAACGAAUCUCAAAUGGGGAAAUUUGAGCUAGUUCAGCACUCGCUAACAGAAUUUAUGAAACUUGAUGCAUCUGCGUUGAAAGCGCUCAGCGUUUUUCCUAUCAAUAACUUGGGAUCAAGCGGCAUCCCCGCUAGUCACAGCUCUUUUGGUAGCGGGUCCAGAAUAACAAGUAUGUUCCAACUCUUGAACAAGUGCAAAACUAACGCAGGUGUCAGAUUACUCAAUGAGUGGUUGAAACAGCCUCUUACCGACAUCGAGGAGAUCAAGAAAAGGCAUGAUCUUGUUGAUUUCUUGAGUGACCAGUUAGAGUUGAGAAAGCUUUUGCAAACGGACUAUCUGCCAUUGGUUCCCGAUGUUAGAAGACUGACCAAAAAACUGAUAAGAAAUGGAAGUCUGGAGGAUGUUCUUAAAAUAUACCAAUUUGCAAGGAAAGUUCCCGAGAUAUCCCAAGUUUUGGAUGAUUACUUGAAAGACGUGAAUGAUGAAGAACCUAUUAAACCCUUAGUUCUGAACACUUGGCAAAAACCUUUGACUGAGCACCUCGCCCCUCUAGACAAGUUUCAGGCAAUGGUGGAGACUACAGUAGAUUUAGAUGCUUAUGAGUCCACGAAUGAGUUUAUGAUUAAGGUGGAGUUUAACGAGGAUUUGGCCAAGAUUCGCGCCGACCUGGAUAAUCUCAAAGACAGCAUCAGAACCAUUCAUCUAGAUGCAGCGGAUGAUCUAGGAUUUGACCCCGAAAAGAAGCUGAAGCUGGAAAACCAUCACAUCCAUGGUUGGUGUAUGAGACUGACCAGAAACGACGGUAAAGCACUUCGUCAACAUAAGAAAUUCUUGGAGCUGACGACCGUGAAAGCGGGUAUUUAUUUCAGCACUAAAGAGUUAAAGCAGAUAUCCGAGCAGACUGCUCUUUUGCAAAAGGAAUACGACAGGCUGCAAUCUGACCUUGUCAAGGAGAUAGUGCAGAUAACGCUCACUUACACUCCUGUAUUGGAAAAGCUGUCGAUAGUUCUGGCGAAACUGGAUGUUUUGAGCUCUUUUGCUCAUGUGUCCUCGUAUGCUCCAAUCCCAUACGUCAGACCCACUAUGCAUGGCCUAGGCACACAACGGAAGACUGAACUCAUUGCCUCGCGGCACCCAGUCUUGGAGGUCCAGGACGAUGUGACCUUUAUUUCCAACGAUGUCCGACUAGAGAGUGGGAAAAACGAGUUUCUCAUUAUAACGGGGCCUAAUAUGGGCGGGAAGUCCACCUACAUUCGCCAAGUUGGCGUGAUAUCUCUCAUGGCCCAGAUUGGCUGUUUUGUCCCAUGCGAUACGGCCGAAAUUGCGGUAGUAGACGCUGUUUUGUGCCGUGUUGGCGCCGGUGAUUCGCAGUUGAAAGGUGUUUCUACGUUCAUGGUUGAGAUGCUGGAGACCGCAUCAAUCCUCAAGAAUGCCACUCAGAAUUCUUUGAUUAUUGCCGACGAAUUGGGCCGCGGAACGAGUACUUACGAUGGUUUCGGGCUUGCGUGGGCCAUAUCCGAACACAUCGCCACCAAACUCAAGUGUUUUGCGCUGUUUGCGACUCAUUUCCAUGAGCUGACCUUGCUCGCCGACGAGGUUCCUACCGUCCAAAACAUGCACGUCAUUGCGCACAUCGAAGACCUGGAUAAAAGCUCGCAUUCAGCUGACGACAUUACAUUAUUGUACAAGGUUGAGCCCGGCAUUUCGGACCAGUCUUUCGGUAUUCACGUCGCGGAGGUGGUCCAAUUCCCAACCAAGAUUGUAUCCAUGGCCAAGCGAAAGGCCGCUGAGCUGGAAGAUUUGAAGCACGACUCUCAAAUGCUCAAAAAACAAAAAUGCUCCUCUGAGGAAAUAGCAGAGGGCACUGAGGUCUUGAAAAACCUACUAAAGAAAUGGGUCAAAGACGUACGCGACCAGGGCCUUGAGCACACAAUUACUGAAGACCAGAGCCAAGAAAAAAUCGUUCAAUUGCUCAACCAGAUCACUACAACGUCCUCCCACACUGACAACAAGUUCAUGAAGGAAAUUUCGCGGUUGUUGAUGUGA
Molecule: messenger RNA, 2871 nt
Organism: Lachancea meyersii CBS 8951
Lineage: Eukaryota; Fungi; Ascomycota; Saccharomycetes; Saccharomycetales; Saccharomycetaceae
Source: the annotation of a GenBank genome assembly